This is a messenger RNA of Penicillium pulvis, 957 nucleotides long. RefSeq names its product PQ-loop repeat-containing protein. The transcript has 3 exons. The record is from RefSeq and is a predicted model, not a curated record. NCBI's taxonomy places the organism in Eukaryota, Fungi, Ascomycota, Eurotiomycetes, Eurotiales, Aspergillaceae. Bases 16 to 957 code for a protein of 313 amino acids.
CCUACUAAGCAGGCUAUGGAUCCUUUAUCACCAGUUUGCCGUGAGCUGGCCUCGCCUGGCAUCUUUCAGCCUGUACUAUCUGUCUUGAUCAUUUUCGGCAUCCUCGUUUCCUAUCUACCACAACACAUUCGAAUCAUAACACGACGAAGCUCCUUCGGAAUCUCACCUUAUUUUGUGCUUCUCGGUACCACUUCGGGUACAUCUGCCUUUGCAAAUAUAUUGGUCUUUCCCAAAACUGCUCAGGAUGUUGCUUGCUGCAAGGAGAUCGACGGGUUGGCCUGCUUCGCAGGGCUGUUAGGCGUUGUCCAAGUGGGAGCGCAGUGGCUAAGCUUCUUUUUCAUUCUACUCCUCUUCGUGAUCUAUUUCCCAAGGGCUACCUCCGCCACCGACCCAGCUGCCUCUGUCUCCUCAACCUCCAGUGGCGCGACUUACCGCACUGCUCUUUCGAUCACUGCUAUUUGCCUCUUUCACGCCCUUGCUACAUUGAUCAUCUCGGUGGCAUUUGCUCUCCGCCAGCCCGCCGCCCUCCCAGCGUGGGCAAAUUUCCUCGGAAUUUUAUCUGCUAUUCUUGCGUCCAUUCAGUACUUCCCCCAGAUUUAUACAACCUUCCGGUUGCGCCACGUGGGAAGUCUGAGUAUCCCGAUGAUGUGUAUCCAAACACCGGGAAGUCUAGUCUGGGCUGCUAGUCUGGCAGCGCGCGAAGGAGCCAAGGGCUGGAGUGUUUGGGGGGUCUUGGUUGUGACGGCUUGUUUGCAGGGAACUUUGUUGGUGAUGGCAAUCUACUUUGAAUACUUCGGCCCCGACAGCAAGCCUAAGGGAAGUGCGAGCGAGGGUCCGGAUGAGCAGGAUGCGGGAUCAAAUGGGGCUUUCCCGUCCGAGAGACCUGAGGUGCUGGGACGGGAACCGGUAUCCGUGGAACAGCCUUCCGAAGAGACCCCACUGCUGCAGAGCCAGUGA